Messenger RNA from Psilocybe cubensis, 996 nucleotides. RefSeq lists its product as uncharacterized. The record is from RefSeq and is a predicted model, not a curated record. Lineage: Eukaryota; Fungi; Basidiomycota; Agaricomycetes; Agaricales; Agrocybaceae. Bases 1 to 996 code for a protein of 331 amino acids. The transcript has a single exon.
AUGUCUCGCGCGACGAACACGAACGCCUUCACGUCCUACUCGCCCUUCUUCUCUUCAGGCCUGCUCGCCCAGUCGACGAACCCGCGUCUGCAGCGCCGCGGCACCUUCAACUCGGACAUCUCAGAGCCAUGGGACGACGAGCUGUCCGACUCGUACCGCUCCUCCUCCCCCGGGCCCGCCGACUCGCUCAUGGACACCGACCCCGACGCUGACGCUAACACCGCCGCCGACGCCGCCAACACAUCCCUCUCACGGAGGAGUGCCACGCCCACACCCCGGUCCAACGGCGAGUCCCUCUCCAUCUCUCCCAACGCCCCCCACUCGCUCGCCUCGCCUCUCCCCACUCCAACUCAGCAGCAGCCCCGCCUGCGCAGACGCCGCUCCAGCCUAACCCAAGCCGCCACCUCCCCAAUGAACGCCAUCCGCGGGCCCGCCCGCGCCGCCGAAAACGCGCUGCACCUCCAAAAGCAGCUGCCCGUGCCCUCGCGCGCGCGCAGCGGGAGCGUCGGGGCCGACACCACCAUGAGCUUGUACACCGGGCUGGACGGGACGACGACGAUCGUCGUCGGGCGGAUGCGGAGCGGGAGCUGCUCGAGCGUGCUCUCCCUCCCGACGCCCGUAUCCGCCGCGCACCUCGUCCCGUCCUCUUCCUCAUCUGCAUCACGGUACACGAAUGUUUCUAUCACCCGUUCGCGCGCGACUGGCCUGACGACGAUAUCCCUCCACAGACCGCGCCGCGCCGUGCGUAGGGGUGCACCCAUACCCGUGCCCGCGCUCCUCGCGCCGCCGCCGACCGCGCCGCUCCCUGCGCUCCCGCCUACGCCUGCGGGGCACGGCCCGGCGAAGCUGCGCCCGGCGAAUGUGAAUCCGUCGGCUGGUAAUACGAUGAAAUCGCCUGCGGCGCGCACGUCGGCGCGUGCGCGUGGGUUGUCGGUGUCGAGUAGCGCGCUGGGCGGGGCGGAGAAUAGGAUUGACGAGGAGAUGAAGGAGAAUUAG